Zea mays is the source of this 447-nucleotide messenger RNA. RefSeq lists its product as uncharacterized. The record is from RefSeq and is a predicted model, not a curated record. NCBI's taxonomy places the organism in Eukaryota, Viridiplantae, Streptophyta, Magnoliopsida, Poales, Poaceae. The coding region runs from base 1 to 447 and encodes 148 amino acids. The transcript is spliced from 3 exons.
AUGGACUCGACUGGUCCCAGUGAUCCUAUGGAGUACACAAUGGGAACAAUACGACAAACUGCGCUUACUGAUAUAUCUAACCAAAUUAUCACAGGUCCGUCCGAUGAACAUGAGCGUCAUCGGGAGGAGAGGAAUAGAAAACAACGAGAAUACCGUGCAAGAAGAAAGGCUGAAGAAACCAACGAAGAAAGGGAGGCGAGAAAUAAAAGAAUGUGUGAUUACCGAGCGAUGAAGAAGGCUGACACAGUACUAUACUCGCCCAGACAGACGCAGGCUUAUGCUACUGGAUCUUCGAUCGUAAUACAAACCAACACAAAGGUGGCAGAGCCGGUAACACCUGUUGUUGCGAGGGGCUCUUUACACCAACUGCCAACAUCAGUGGAACCAUUUUCAACCAUUUCUCAACCUUCAACCUAUAAUCAAUCCGGUAGGUAUUCGUUGUUGUAA